AAGGGAAAACACAAAAAAAAAGUAUCAGUAUCAGCUGCCGCGUGUUUUGCCGCCGGCCUGUCAACAGACGAAAGCCCCCUACACGUGCUAUAUCCGUUACCGUAACCGUUAUUCUAACCGCUGCCGUCACCACACCACCGUCACCUCCUCCACCUCAUCAUAAUUGGCCGCAGCAUCUCCAGCUUUGAGUGUAUGCGUGUUUGUGUGUGUGGGAGCCCAGCCUUCUACUAAACUGCCUGCGCACUCAGAAUCCUCGCAUACCGGCAUCCAGGACACAUAAAAACUACUCACCCACCUAGUCACCCACCUACCACACACCCACACACCACACACCACACAGAACUUCCUCCUACCCCCGGCCUAAAAAUAUUCGACAACAAAAUUCUCACCGAGGCAUCUAAAGCGCCCCUCAGGGCUGUCGCGCUGGCGUCAUUUCUGGGCGACGGUUUUGCCGCCCUCGGUAGCCGAGCACCACCGGUCAAGGAUCUAAUGGCAUUCGGUGCGGUUCUACACACAAAUCAGCACAAUAUCGGUCGCAGUGAGCCGCCCGUUGGUGUUGGCGAUCCCUGUGCCGGUUGCAAUAAGCCCAUAUUGGAUAAGUUUCUGCUCAAUGUCCUCGAGCGAGCCUGGCACGCGUCCUGUGUUAGAUGCUGCGAGUGCCUCCAACCUCUGACAGACAAAUGCUUUAGCCGCGAGUCCAAGCUUUAUUGUCGCAACGAUUUCUUCAGACGAUAUGGCACCAAGUGCAGUGGCUGUGGCCAGGGCAUUGCUCCCUCGGACUUGGUGCGUAAGCCCCGCGAUAAGGUUUUCCACCUGAAUUGCUUUACUUGCUGCAUUUGCCGCAAACAGCUGAGCACCGGCGAACAGCUGUAUGUUCUGGAUGACAAUAAGUUUAUCUGCAAGGACGAUUACCUGCUGGGCAGGGCGCCAUCCUGUGGCCACAAUUCGCUGAGCGAUUCAAUAAUGGGCUCAGCUAGUGAAGAUGAUGACGAUGAUGAUCCACCACACUUACGAGGACCGGCACUGGGAUUGGGCGUACUCGGUCCAAAUGGACCAGACUCAGCAGGUGGACCAUUGGGCACCUCGGAUAUAUCAGUACAAAGCAUGAGCACCGAUAGUAAAAAUACGCAUGACGAUUCCGAUCAGGGCUCCUUGGACGGUGAUCCGGAUGGCCGCGGCGAUUCUCAGGCGGAGAACAAAAGUCCCGACGAUGCAAAUGGCUCGAAGCGUCGCGGUCCUCGUACCACCAUCAAGGCCAAACAGCUGGAGGUAUUGAAAACGGCAUUCAAUCAGACACCGAAACCGACACGCCAUAUUAGGGAGCAACUGGCCAAGGAAACGGGACUGCCCAUGCGUGUGAUACAAGUUUGGUUCCAAAAUAAACGAUCGAAGGAGCGACGCAUGAAGCAAAUCACUAGCAUGGGACGACCUCCAUUCUUUGGCGGUGCACGCAAAAUGCGCGGCUUUCCCAUCAAUCUCUCACCAGGUGGCCUAGAUGAUGGCCCAGGGUUUCCCUACUUUGCUGCAGAUGCUAAAUUCGAGUUCGGCGGUUAUGGUGGGCCAUUUCAUCCGCACGAUGGUCCCUAUUUUCCAGGACAUCCCGGUGGACCGAUGCCAUUCAAUGCACCAGGCGGCCCCAUGGAUCACAGUGGCCCCAUACCCAUGGUGAAUGAGUUUGGUCUGACGCCCGAAUCGACAUUUCUGAGUCAGGCUGGGGCACCGCCAAUGCAAUUGCAAACAGCUGUCGGUCCCCCACCACCGCCGCCGCCCCCUAGUGCCGAACACCUAAUGGCUGCGCAGCAACAGGCGGCAGCCCAACAGCAGCAACAGCAACAACAACAACAGCAGCAGCAAGCGGCUCAAAAUGCGCAACAAGCUAAUCAAACGCAGCAGCAGCAGCAACAACAACAGCAGCAACAGUCCCAGCAGCAGCAACAGCAACAACAACAACAACAAAAUGGCCCGCGUACCGCAUCGCCCGAGUUCAUGAGCUCGGCGAACUUCAGCGAACCGCAGAAUAUGCAAAAUGAAGGUCUUGUUUGGUAAUAUACAAAACAGUUGGCAACGCGCCUGCUUUAUCUCAAAAGAGAGUGGGAGCGAGAGCGAGUGAGAGAGCACAGAGACGAUGUUGAAGAGUAGCGGUUAAUGCCGCUGCCUCCCGCCCAUUGAAGCUCUCACACACAAAUACACUCUAUAGCCAUCUCGCUCCAACACACAAACAAAUGCAAAAGCGAGUUAGAGAGAGCACGAGAGACACAGGGAGAGAGAGAGAGAGAAAGAGAGAGCGAGAGACGUAACGUAUCGUAUCGUAUCGUAUCGUACCGUAUGGCUCCCUAACUAUUCUUUUCUUUUUGUUUUUUUUUUAUUAU
Molecule: messenger RNA, 2369 nt
Organism: Drosophila willistoni
Lineage: Eukaryota; Metazoa; Arthropoda; Insecta; Diptera; Drosophilidae
Gene: Lim1
Product: LIM/homeobox protein Lhx1
Exons: 7
Coding region: 490-2046 (518 amino acids)
Biological process (GO): neuron differentiation; regulation of transcription by RNA polymerase II
Cellular component (GO): nucleus
Molecular function (GO): DNA-binding transcription factor activity, RNA polymerase II-specific; RNA polymerase II transcription regulatory region sequence-specific DNA binding
Source: RefSeq, a predicted model, not a curated record